Sebastes umbrosus (honeycomb rockfish) is the source of this 2151-nucleotide messenger RNA. Its product is annotated as ras-related protein Rab-19-like. Gene Ontology annotation, cellular component: trans-Golgi network. NCBI's taxonomy places the organism in Eukaryota, Metazoa, Chordata, Actinopteri, Perciformes, Sebastidae. The coding region runs from base 895 to 1572 and encodes 225 amino acids. Gene Ontology annotation, molecular function: GTP binding; GTPase activity. The record is from RefSeq and is a predicted model, not a curated record. The transcript has 4 exons.
AGAGAGGGAGUGAGAGACGGAGGAGGCUAUAAGGCAGUAAGAACAGGAAAAACUGAUGACAGAAGGAGGCAGAGAAACCGGUGGAGGAAAAAAAAAAAACCUGACACGUGUGAAAGAACAGCAGGUGCAUCGGACAGGAACCUGGAUUACACACAAGGAUCUUUUUAGAUUCUAUUUUAUUUAAAGGAAGGCCUUUUUUUUUUCCAGCUAAUGAGAACCUGUGCCAGAGGAUAACAAGGAUGGGAUGUGUGCUCAUGCUUUCUUUUGCUGUGGGCUACAGAAAUGGGUCAACACCUGAGAAGGAACUGAAAGGAGAAGCUGAGACCGAGGCAGUUUUGUCCUGCUGAAAGAGCACCAGAGGGGAGAGACAGACUGAGACAGAGAGAAUGCAGAAUUCACCUUUUAGGUUUUAGUUAUUGAAAAACAGGCACAGUUGAUUCUUCCAGAUAGCUGCUGUGUGCCUACUUCAUAAUGUGUAUGCCUCUACCCUCUAAAUUGUUCAAAUUUUAGACCAUUUUAUUUUGAAAAUAUUGCCGAGGUAAAUGGCUUAUCAGGCACUUUCUAACCUUUGAACAGCACCAUUUUUCAUCUUGACAAACAAACUUUCUAAACCAUAAACUAGUUUUACAGGCUAUAUGUGGACCAGUGUAGCUAAAUUUAACCUGCUGCUGGGACUCUAGCCUGGUGACCAACUGUAGCUUUCACUACAAGCAGGGUUUUAUUGUAUGAAACUUCUCAACAUAAAUGCAUUUUGGAUUCAUUUUCCUUUCCUUUUGAAUCAGCCUUUAUUCAAGCAAAAAUAAAACCCUCAAAGUCCAAACAUCCCGAGUGAUCUACAGUAGAAGAGUGGGAGCACAAAUUCACAUCCACAGAAGACACAGCUGUACCUCCACCAUGGAGGCCCUAGGACUUGAGCAUGAUGACUAUUUUGACUUCCUGUUUAAGAUCAUCCUGAUUGGAGACUCUAACGUGGGGAAGACCUGCGUGGUUCAGAAUUUCAAAUCAGGGAUUUUCUCAGAGAGACAGCAGAACACCAUCGGAGUGGAUUUCACUGUGCGGACCGUGGAUAUCGAUGGGAAGAAAGUUAAGAUGCAGGUGUGGGACACAGCAGGUCAGGAGAGGUUCCGUACCAUCACCCAGAGCUACUACCGCAGCGCCCACGGCGCCAUCAUCGCCUAUGACAUCACACGACGCCCGACCUUUGACUCUGUGAAUCACUGGAUCAAAGAGGUGGGGAUCUACGGAGCGAGCAAUGUAGUGCUGGUUCUCAUAGGUAACAAAUGUGACCUGGAAAAGGAACGCCAGGUUCUGUUUGAGGAAGCCUGCGACCUGGCUCAGAACAACGACGUACUAGCUGCUCUAGAGACAUCUGCAAAGGAGAGUCAGAAUGUGGAAGAAGCCUUCCACAUGAUGGCCAGAGAGCUGCUGGCUCGUAACGGCCUCAACGUCCAGCAUGAGGACGCAGGAAGCGGCAACACACCUCGCCUUCUGCUCCGGUCCAACUCUCGGCCAAUUGACGGAUUCGCAGCUGCCUACGCGGCACAACCAGAGGAGAAGAAGACGUGUUGCUGAUUGAAUUGAAAUGUGGAUAGAGGACAGAGAGGAGGAAGAGAAUGAAGGACACUUUUCAUCAUGAAUGUUGGAGAAGAAGAUCCAAAGACGCAUGGAUGUGGAAUAAGGCUGGCAAGGCCUCAAGAAUCUUUGCAUUGAGGAAGCAAAGAAUUGUAUUUUCUGUAGCUUACCUGCUCUGAGAGAAUUGUUGGCUGGUGCCACAAGGACAAACAUGUUUAGUAAUGGGGGAGUAAGAGACAGUGGUGACGGGUGAGACAAUCUCAUUUAUAUCAGCUAUACCUGGACAGUUUUUUUCUCCUGCUGUUUGACUCUUGUUAUUAAUUUUUUUAAAGUUUGCACUACUAACAGUAAUCAAAAUCUGGACGUAUAGACUACGGCAUUAAUAUGGUGGUUAGUUACCACAGCGUAUAAGCAUUCCAAACAUCCUCAACACCAGCUGGCCUCAUCCGUGUUAUCCUUAAAGGUGCAGUGUGUAAGAUCUGGCGACAUCUAGCGGUGAGGUUGCGGAUUGCAACCAACUGAAACUUCUCCUGCGUGCCAAGCAUGUAGGAGAACUACGGUGGCUGACACAUAAAAUGU